GAUUUAUUAGAUUUAUUUUUAAUUAAGCGUUUGCAUGUAUGAAUAUGUUGUCCCACUGAGGUCUGAAGGUCUGUAACUGGGGUUAGAAGCAGCUGUGAAGCCACCUGGGAACCGAACUCUGGUCCUUUACAAGAUCAGUAUACGCUCUUAGCCAGUGAGCAGUCUCUUCAGCCCCGAAGAAUAAAAGUUCCUCGUGGUACUUGCUUUUAAAGAAAUGGGACUAAAAGUAAUCCGAGGCUGGGUGUCUGUGAGCCGUGAACGAGUAAAGCUGAGGCUGCCAAGUAUCGCUUCAGUAACGAAUGAACAGUUCUCAGCAAAAAUAACCCCAUCACUGAUCACCAACUCUGGCCUUGGCGCAAGGUCUCAGCGACACCGGAAGAAGGAAGAAGCUAAUCACCGGGCAUGGCUCCGUGUGUGCAUGCGCAGGCGCCGGCCGCAGGAUGCGGCUCCGCCACUCAGCCUGAGCGGGUUGCAGUGUGGCCCAACGCGCCAGGCACCAUGCGUCUGGAAUCGAUCCGCUACUCCCCGGGCUCCCUGCAGAUCCUCAAUCAGCUGCAAUUGCCUGAGCACUGCAGCUACGAGGCACUGGGCUCGGUGCAGCAGGCCAGCGAGGCCAUCCGCGCCAUGAAGGUGCGAGGCGCCCCCGCCAUCGCCCUGGUGGGCUGCCUCAGCCUGGCGGUGGAGCUGCGGGCGGGCGCCGGCGGUCCUGGGCUUGCUUCUCUGGUGGCCUUCGUGCAAAACCAGCUGCGUCUCCUUGUCGCCGCCAGGCCCACCGCUGUCAACAUGGCCCGUGCCGCCCGAGAUCUGGCUCGCGUGGCAGCCCGGGAGGCGGAGCGCAAGGGUGCCACGGAGGAGACCGUGCGGGAAAGAGUGAUCUGCUUCGCCGAGGAUAUGUUGGAGAAAGACCUCAAAGAUAACCGGAACAUCGGGGACUUGGGAGCCCGCCACCUUCUAGAGCAUACCAAUCCCAGGGGUGGCAAGGUGACAGUGCUGACCCACUGUAACACCGGCGCUCUGGCCACUGCCGGCUAUGGGACAGCCCUAGGCGUGAUCCGAUCCCUACAUGAGAUGGGCCGAUUGGAGCAUACCUUCUGCACAGAGACCCGGCCCUACAACCAGGGAGCCCGGCUGACAGCCUUCGAGCUGGUGUACGAGCAGAUUCCUGCUACCCUCAUCACCGACAGCAUGGCGGCUGCUGCUAUGGCACACCAGGGUGUAUCAGCUGUGGUAGUGGGAGCUGACCGUGUCGUUGCCAAUGGAGACACAGCCAACAAAAUAGGCACGUACCAACUGGCCAUUGUCGCCAAGCACCACGGAAUCCCCUUCUACGUGGCUGCCCCCAGCUCAUCCUGUGACCUCCAACUGGAGACUGGCAGGGAGAUUGUCAUAGAGGAGCGACCUAGCCAGGAGCUGACGGACCUGAAUGGAGUCAGGAUUGCUGCACAGGGAAUCCGGGUUUGGAAUCCUGCCUUUGAUGUCACCCCCCACGAACUCAUCACCGGUGGCAUCAUCACUGAACUGGGUGUCUUUGCCCCUGAGGAGCUCCGAGCAGCCCUAAGUGCCUCCGUCUUCUCAGAGGGACAGACCCUAGAUAAUCUCCAGAUGUGACACGCCCCCAUACCUGCUGUAGUUCCUCUGGUUUUAUAAUAAAGUUUUCAAAUGGC
Mesocricetus auratus (golden hamster) is the source of this 1664-nucleotide messenger RNA. It is a transcript of the gene Mri1, whose product is annotated as methylthioribose-1-phosphate isomerase 1. The transcript is spliced from 5 exons. Gene Ontology annotation, molecular function: S-methyl-5-thioribose-1-phosphate isomerase activity. The record is from RefSeq and is a predicted model, not a curated record. Bases 403 to 1608 code for a protein of 401 amino acids. NCBI's taxonomy places the organism in Eukaryota, Metazoa, Chordata, Mammalia, Rodentia, Cricetidae.